Molecule: messenger RNA, 2527 nt
Organism: Pisolithus orientalis
Lineage: Eukaryota; Fungi; Basidiomycota; Agaricomycetes; Boletales; Pisolithaceae
Product: TPR-like protein
Exons: 3
Coding region: 173-2329 (718 amino acids)
Molecular function (GO): protein binding
Source: RefSeq, a predicted model, not a curated record
UCCUGCGGGACACGAUGGCCAGGGAUGUUACCUUCAGCGACCUAGCAACGGCCCUCUAUGAGAGAUUCCAGACAGAGGGGAAAGUUGACGACGUGGACGAGGCAAUCACAUUACACAAUGCAGCAUUGGAACUUCGCCCAUAUGGACAUCCUGACCGAUCCUUUCUCGCUCCAUGGGCUUGCGGUAUGUUCUGCAAGCAGAUAUGACAAUCAGGGAGUGGUUCACCGACUUGGAAGAAGCCAUCACACUUGGGCGUGCAGCGCUAGAGCUCUAUCCACCCGGUCGUCCUGGUCGUGGUAUGGCUCUCUGCAAUCUUGCUUCUUACCUUCGGAAGAGGUUCGAGAAACAAGCUGUGAUGCAUGAUUUAGACGAGGCAUUUGAACUGCACCGUGCAGCAUUGGAACUCCAUCCCUCUGGCCAUCCUUGGCGGCCUUGCUCGCUCUAUGGGCUUGCUCUCUGCUUUUCGAACAGAUAUGAUAGUCAUGGAGUAGUUGCUAACUUGGAAGAAGCCAUCACACUCGAACGUGCAGCACUAGAGCUCCGUCCACCUGGCCAUCCUGAUCAUGGCAUAUCUCUCAACUAUCUCGCCCGUGACCUCUGGAGGAGGUUCAUGAAACAAUCUGUGAUGCACGACCUAGAUGAGGCAAUUGAGCUGCACCGUGCAGCCUUGGAACUUCAUCCCUCUGGCCAUUCUCAGCAGCCAUUCUCGCUCCAUGGGCUUGCUCUCUGUCACUCGAACAGAUAUGAUAAUCAGGGAGUAGUUGCUGACUUGGAAGAAGCUAUCACACUCGGACGUGCGGCACUAGAGCUUCGUCCACCUGGCCAUCCUGAUCGUGGCAUAUCUCUCAACAAUCUCGCCCAUGACCUCCAGAGGAGGUUCGUGAAACAAUUUACAAUGCACGACCUAGAUGAGGCAAUUGAGCUGCACCGUGCAGCAUUGGAACUUCAUCCCUCUGGCCAUUCUCGGCGGCCUUUCUCGCUCCAUGGGCUUGCUCUCUGUCAUUCGAACAGAUAUGAUAAUCAGGGAGUAGUUGCUGACUUGGAAGAAGCCAUCACACUCGGACAUGCGGCACUAGAGCUUCGUCCACCCGGCCAUCCUGAUCGUGGCAUAUCUUUCUAUGAUCUCGCUCAUGACCUCCGGAAGAGGUUCAUGAAACAAUCUAUGAUUUAUGACCUAGAUGAGGCAAUUGAGCUGCUCCGCGCAGCAAAACUCCAUCCCUCUGGACAUCUUAAUCGCUUUUCAUCCCUCCACUUACUUGCUCUUUGUCUCUCGCAUAGAUAUGACAAUCAGGGGGUAGUCGCCGACAUAGAAGAGGCUGCCGCACUCGGACACAUGGUACCAGAGCUUCGUCCACCAGGGGAUCCCCAUCGUGCUGUAUCCCUUUAUAACCUCAGUUGCGGCCUCUUGACAAUGUUUCAACGACAAGUUUUGAUACCCGGGUUGGGCGGGGUAAAGUUUGUUCGCAGAGCUGCAUCUGUACUCCGCCCAGCAAAUAACGCUAACGCUGCCUCUGUAUUCCAUGUCCUCUCACUACGCCUCAACGACAAGUUCCGGAAACUGGCUGCAAUAGCCGACUUGGACGAAGCUAUUUGUUUUGCUACGUAUGCUUUGGAGCUCCAACUACCAGAACGCCGUCGUUAUGCUUUCUCCGUUGAAAAGCUUGCUGUAUUCGUCAGAGCGCGCGCUCGGAGACUCGGUCAAGGGACGCACUCGAAUGAGUCCGUCAUGCUUGGCCGAGCGGUAGACAAUUUAUGUGGCCUUGGGCACCUCCUCAUGGACAGAUUUCGAAACCAACACGCAAUUACCGACCUGAAUGCAGCAAUCACGUUGUACAGAUACGUGCUGCAACUCCGUCGAGCUGGACAUGCCAGUCACCCCUCGAACCUUCAUAACCUUGCACUAUGCUUAAUAGAGAGGUUUCAUGACACAGCUAUAGUUGGUGAUUUGGACGAAGCCAUCUCACUCGAACAAAAAGCCCUGGAACUAUCUGUUCCUGGAGACCCAGGUUACGACGUAUCCAAGGACUGUCUUGCAACCUAUCUCCAAAUGAAGAUCAGCCCGCAGGUUACGAGGGUAUCUUCAAUCCGAUCGGUCGCUACGGAAUAUGAGGCACCUUGUGUAACCGGGAUGCGCAGAUAUUGCAAUUCACGCGUAGCCCGCAAUACAACCAGCUCUUGUCAUCAGCUAUGUUAUACGACCCCGUGGAGCGAGUUGGCCGUAUACAUGCUGUUAUCUCGAGAUACUUCGGGUUUGCCAUGUUUUCUCACUGCUGGGGAGAAGGUGAACUAUUACUGCGCGAUAUCCAAGGUCGCCCAAUAUAUGACAUGACACAGAGUGGGGGUGUGAAGAAGCUCCAGAAGUUUUGUCUCACUGCUUUCAAGCAAGGUUACCUAUGGGCGUGGAGCGAUACUUGCUGCAUAGACAAAGAUAGCAGCACUGAGUUGCAAGAGGCGAUAGGAUCGAUGUUUGGAUAGUAUCGGAGGUCUGCCUUAACAAUCGUGUAUCUUGCCGACGUUCCGGACACUG